Messenger RNA from Aureobasidium subglaciale EXF-2481, 732 nucleotides. RefSeq lists its product as uncharacterized. The record is from RefSeq and is a predicted model, not a curated record. The transcript has 4 exons. NCBI's taxonomy places the organism in Eukaryota, Fungi, Ascomycota, Dothideomycetes, Dothideales, Saccotheciaceae. Bases 1 to 732 code for a protein of 243 amino acids.
AUGACCGAACUGGGCCAUGAGACACGUAACGCGGCCAAAGCUCAGAAAUAUGGAAUGCGCAGCGCUCAAGAUUCCCACGCUAAAAGCCACCUUGUUAAUGGCUGCCCUAAGAUCCGUAAGCAUAUUUGCGUUUUCCUUGCACAGCCAGCACACCAAUUGCUUCUACCGGAAGGGACUAGCCAGUUUGCUCAAUCGUUUGAUGAAUUCGUGCCCAUCAGGGUGGUCGAGAGAAACCUCCUUGCCUCCGGGUAUUAUGUCGACAUGGAGCCCACCCGCCGGGUAAACGUUUCCAGUUCCUUAUCUCGCAUGAGUCUAUGGAGUCGCAAGUCAAAACUGACUCUUCCACAUCUGCUUGUCUUUCCACCGUCCGGCAUUGGCAUCUUGGAAACUCUUUGCGCCUUUGCCAUGGCGGCAUUUGCAAUCAUAUCAAAAGCUAAAGCCAGAGGUCGUAACCCCAGCGUUGCUGCCCAGGCCCCGGAUUUGAGCAAGCCGCAUCGCGUCUGGACUCUGGACUCUGUUGAAAGGGCGUACAAAGCUUCUCUUCGCAUGCUUAGAGCGCUCGCCUUUCGACCUGCACCACCCAGCUGCGAUACGCACUGGCUCUUCGAGCAUGAUGCGUUACUCAAGCGUCAUGCAUAUGUGUAUAUCCUGUCUCCGCGUCCGCAGCAAUCGCUCAACCAAUGUCUGCCAAGCCUUUCACAGACACUCAGCCCCCAAUCUCCAUACUCGUAG